This is a messenger RNA of Orbicella faveolata, 11551 nucleotides long. RefSeq lists its product as uncharacterized. Gene Ontology annotation, cellular component: nucleoplasm. Gene Ontology annotation, biological process: negative regulation of gene expression, epigenetic. The record is from RefSeq and is a predicted model, not a curated record. Lineage: Eukaryota; Metazoa; Cnidaria; Anthozoa; Scleractinia; Merulinidae.
UGUCGCAACGCCAUAAGAUGCGGAGAGAAGGACAAGAGGAAUGCAGUGAUUUCUAGCGAAAAGUCGUUUAUCAAGACCGUAUAAAAGUCAUGAGGAGCAAAGUUAAGGACAAGUCAACUGUUGUGCAAUUAUUUGAGGAAAAUGUUUGCUCCGAAGGGGUUGAAAUCAGACAAGGGUCAAAACAUUGAUCGAGUAGGUUUAGCUCCAGACGGUUCAAGCUCAGAGUUUUCCGAAGAUGACACUCCGCUCGCCGUACGUUUGAAUUCGCAAGGAGGUGAUGCAGAAAAGCAGCGUCCACGGGCUGCAUUAUCCAAGAAAGUGGGGUUUGUCAUCCCACGGAAAAAGAAACAGGCAAAUGAACUUCUUCAAGUUUCCAAUUUCAAUGCGAGAGAGGGGAAGGAACUACUUCGACAUGUCAUACAGUCGUAUCGAGACACUGCGGUUGGAGCAACGUUCAAAUUCGAAAAGCUAGAGCUUGUUCACAACGAUCAGCUUUCUCGCGAGUUCCAGGACAAAAAACAACACAUGCGAACUGACGAAGGGCGAAAUGCCAGAGAACUUGAAGAUAAAUUUGCGUUCCUUUACACCGUUGACCGGGACGAGGCCAAGAAAAUUUGUGAGGUGGGACUUGAGGUUGGUUCGUCAUCAAUAUCAUGUUUGGGAGAUCCCUCAAUGGGAGUAUAUCUUUGCCGCCAUGCUGAUGUGAUAUCCAAGAAACCUCUACUUCCGGGUGUACCAGGAUAUUUGAUUGUUUUCAAAGUCAUCAAGGGUAAAGUGAAACCAGUCACAGAAAGGAGUGGAGCUGUAACAGAUCUACUUGAGCCGUCACCAAACUUUAACUGUCAUGUGUCACGCUCCAUCCAGAGUCUUCCAGCCAACAGUCCACUUAGCCUAGUGUUUGAGUAUUCACAGUAUUAUUUCUAUGAAUAUGCUGAAGAGGGCGAUGACCUUCACGUGAAAAGGCCCAGGCAGUGUCUCCCAUAUGCUCUCCUUACCUUUACCAUGGUAGAUUCAUUUGCUCCUCCUCAAGAGCCUUCUGUUUUGCAGGAGGAGCUGCCAGCUACUGACAACAAUGGAUUUUUAUCUCCAGUAUCAUCUAUGUCGAGACAUGAAACAAGAAUCCCAGAGAAGAGACGAGGAAGAAACAGCCAUGUCAUCUGGAUGGGUUUGGUAGCUAACAAGGACAGAAUCUUGGCUGAAGCUCAACUUGUUUGCCAUUCUGCACAGAAAAUCAAGCCUCCCUUUGAAAUUGGUGAAAAGAUUGUGAUGAAAGAAAAAAUAUCCUUCCAGCAGCUGAGAUCGUUAUUGACUUUCCCUCUGUUUCAUUCUGGUCCUCCAUCAGUUACAAAAGUUUGUCAAGCAUCCUUGGUAGGUGGUACUAGCUACUGGCACUGUGAUUUACUUCCAGUUGAGGAUGAUCAUGGAAAAAUUCAAAAACUUGUCAAGUUUUUCCAAGAAAAAAAAUGGGCUGGAAUUGUGAAAUGUCCUGAUGCAAACAGAGUGAUAUUUCUAAUUCCUACCUCUCAAAUCACAUUGGACCUGGGAAUCACUGCAGUAGAUUCACCUGCAACACUUCAUGUUCUCCUCUAUGUGAAGAACCAGAAAAGUAACAAAGGUAGUGAAAUCAAUAAGGCAGUAACAAGUGGUUCAGUAAGGGAGAAAGACUCGCGAGAUGUAAACAAAAUUCAAAAGGAACUGAAAAGACAGUUAAGUCAUCAGGUUGAAGUCAAGGAGAAGCCUACUGAACAUAGAAGACUUAGUCUGGAUUCUGCAAGGCCAGCAGUUGCGUCAGCUUCUAGUAGCAAGGAUCCUCGGGAUGUUCCUGAAUUUGCUUUGCAAUCAAACGAGCAAGCGGUGCAGUGGAAGAGUGCAGUUGAAAAUUGGCUCAGCAGGCCACAUCCUUUAGGAGGUACAGAAGCAGAUUUGCAAAAGGCAGUAGCUAGCAGUGGUAAUGUUUUGAAAAUGGCUCACUUGUCAUCUUCUGUAGCACAUGUUCCAAAGCCAAGAGUACCCAUGGCAGAAACACCACUUAACAUUCCUUUUCAAGCUGUGCAUGUAAGAUCUAGUGGUAGCACAGAGCAAUAUAGAGUGAUUUCUGGACAGCAAGAUGCAAGUGCAAAAUCCAGUGUUAGUGCCAAAGAGUACAGGGUGAUUUCUGGAAGGCAAGAUGGGGAUGCAAGAUUUAGUGUUAGCACAGAAGAACACAAAGUGAUUUCUGGGCAACAAGAUGGGCAUGCAAGACUUGCUGGAAAUGCAGAACAGCACAGAUUGUUUGUAGGAGAGCACAGUGAUAUAAUAGCAAGGCAGGUGAAAGAGGACAAUGUUAUCAAGAAAGAUGCCAAACCAUCUGUCACACCUGUAAUAAUACGAAAAGAAGAACACAGAGAAGAUCCGCGGUUAAAGAUAAGGCGUUCUCUUGAUGAGCAACUAAACACAGGGCUAAAAUCACCAAAUAUGCCACAGGUUAGUCAUGGUACUCCAUACAAUGCAGAAGAAGCUUUGCAAGCACAGGGUGUCAAACUGGAAUCUACCUCCAUUGCACCAGUAAUGACAUCAACAACACCAUCUACUCUACAAAUGAAAUAUCAAGUAGAUGAUAAAUCCAUAAGGGAGCUGUUAGACAAAAUAAAUGUACAAAAAACGGAAGAAUCAACCUAUAAAGUAGCACUUGACGAUGGCACAAGGAGAGCUCUGGAAGUGAUGAAGCAGCAAGGGGCAAAGAAGAGUAAAUCAGAGUUGCCAGAAACUGAAAUGAUUGUGAUGGAUGCAAACACUGAUGGUAAGUUGGACACUGAAGUAUGCACAAGAGAUGACAAGCCUGUCAAGAGAAGUAGCACAAAUGGUACUGCAGCAGAGGAUAAUGUGAAGAGAAUUAAAAUCAAUAAUGUCAAUCCAGUACGUGAUAACAUGUCAACUGUCAAAGGAGUAGCGCCAACACCGUUAUCCAGAGAAGAACUGGCAAAGCAUGGUGAAAAAGGUAAAGGAAUUAGGCAGCCUCACAGACAAAGAUCUGAAAAGAAACCACAAAAAAAUUCCAAUGUGAAGGAACCCAGAAACCCAAAUGAUUCUUCUACUGGCCAAGAACCAACAAAGCCAGUUGUGGAGACCACAGUGCCAGAAUUGUUAGAGGCUCCUUUUCCCAAAAUUUUGUCUCCUGAGAGUUUGAAAAGCCCACCAACUUCUGUUUUGAUGUCCAAAGCACCCAAGGUGAAGUUGAUUCUAAGGAGCAAAGACUCUAAAGAUGUUGAUGCACAGUCACGUGGUAACAGUAGGAACUCCUCUGAAGGUGCUCUGGCAAAGCAGACCAAUGCAGCAGAGGAUGAACAAAAAGGUGAUUUGGAGAGAGACAGAAAGUUGAUUGAUUCACCAGUGUCCAUGGAUAUAAGUCCCCAGUCUACCACACCAAGUUUGCCAGAAUCAGUUAGCCCUAUAACUGUAGUAUCCUCAAAAGGGCGAUACCAAAUGCCAGUACCACCUACUGCAACUCCGACAACCCUGGUGCAUUCUGCACAGUCAUAUUCAGCACCAGUGUCUUCAUCCUUUCCAUUUAGUCCACCUCUUCCUGAAGGUCCAUAUAGGAGCACAAUUUUACCACCGCCAAGACCUCCCCCUCUAGGCCAGCAACCAGUUCAUCCCAUGCCAUUUGUUCCUCCAUUGCCAACUGCAUCUUCAAGUGUUACCACUCCAUCUCUGCCUGGUGCCCCACCUUCAUUAAAAAGUCCUACAGUAUCCUCUGCACCAUCUGGUGGAUCUUUGUCUUGCAAUCCUUCCUUUCAAGAUGCCUCCUCUUUUGUGCCACAUUCUGCUGUUCCAGCAAGUUCUGUCUCUCCAGCCGCUUCUGUACCACCUACCAUAGGGGCCUUUGCUGGUGGUCCAUCAUAUCCACCCCCACCAUCUACACAUCCUGUGAGUGUCCAAAGAAAAAGCAGUAUAGAUGCAUUGCCCAGUCCUGCAUCCUCAUCUGCUGGACAAUUUCCUACAACAUUUCCUGGUCAACAGUGGACAGGUGCUCUUCCACACAGUCAGGGAUUUGUAUUUCCAACCAGUGCGGCUCAUCCUCCAGUACCACCAACUGAAGUGCUGCGGUGGCCCACAAGACCAGGCCUCCCACGGCCGGUUCUCCCCCCAACACCUGGGAGACCGCUUCAUGUUUUCCCACAACAGUUAGCAGGUCCUCCACAAACUACACCCUUUCAAAGGUCACCGGGUGAGAUUCCUGUUCGACAGCCACAAGGGGGAGGAUUUGUGCCAAUUAGAGUUCCAAGAUUUCAUACACCACCUGUGCCACCUAUAAGAACAGCACAAAUAACAUCAGUACGUCCCAUGUUUGGUGCAGUGCCUGUGCCACCUCAAUUCCGGCCACACCUUACUUAUCAACAUCCACCUCCUAUUGGAUACUGGCUCGCUCCUUUAAAGCCACCAGCUGGGCAUAGUGGAAAAACAGUGGGUCAUGUGGGUCGUAUGCCCUCUCACUCACCAGCCCAGAAACAUUCAAAGGAGUUACAACAAACAUCUCCAUCAUUGUCUAAGAAAAAUAAAGACCCCAGUGUUGAAAAAGCACAGAAUGAAAACCGAGAACAGAACAAGGAAAAUUCCAACGAUGCUGGCUCAGAAGGUCCUAAAAGCAAUGUGUCUGUUCAGAAGGGGGAUGACAAAGAAAAGUCAAAUGCUCAGUUAGAGAAGCAGAGAGAAGUUGCUGUAAGCAAGGUAGAAGUGACUGAUGUUGAUACUACAAAGGAGGACAAGGUGGUAACAGCCACCAGCAAUGACAAGAAAGCAACAGCCAGCACAGAUAAAGAGAGUAAAAGUGAAGCUGUUGAGGAAUCUGUUGUUGGUAGUGCAAAGCAGCUUAGUAGAGACACAGAUGAGGUAAAAGUCCAAGAUUCAGAGACACUGAGUUUUGAUCAGACUCUGCCCCAAGAGCCACUGAAACCAUCAAGUAAAUGUGAAUUAGCUUCUGAUUCAUCUGCCGAUAAAGAAAAUCAAAUUCCGGAAGGACAACCAGGAGAGUCCAACAGGGAUGAUUCGACAGAACAAAGAAGUAAAAGUUUGCAAGGAAGUGAUGUUGCUGAUAGUGUUUCAAGUAAAGUAUGCAUUGAAGUUGAGGAGCCUAGUGAAAUGGCUGCCAAUGAAUUUAAAGAUUCCAGUUCUCAAUUUACACCAGAGCUCUCCAGCAACUUUGGUGAGGAGCACAUUGAUGUUUCAGGCAGUGGCAACAUUGCAGAGGUUGUUGACAUCGACUGUCUGCCCACAAUGACUUAUCAAACUGAGGCAGAACGCAAGGGAUUCAAAGCCAGAAGUAAAAUUUAUGACAUUCUCAGACAAAAUGCCCAACAGACGAGAUCUGAAACAGAUUCAGCUGACCAGGAAGAGGUUGAGGACUUAGAUGACCCUGACAAUCCAGAUCCCUGCGCAAUGGAGGAGGAUCUCAAUGCUGAUGAUGAAGGUAUCGCAGAGGAGGAAAAAUUGUUAUUCAGUGGAGAGGAGAGCACUGCAGGUGAACAGGCAGUCCAUUUGGAUAGUGGAUUGCGUGUUGUCCAGCUUCUCGAGCUUGAUAGAAUCCAUGACAAGGACAAGGAAGGAGACUGUGAAGAGUCUGCAGCCUUGGGUUCAAAUGUAGAACAUGAAAAUGGACAACCUCAAGAGGAACUUCCAAGUCAACUGCCCUCUCAUGAGAAACAACAAGAAAUGUUACCUAGGGACAGUGAAUUUGAAGACAUCAGUGAUGUGUCAGAUGAAGGGACACCUGAAAGAGACCUUCCUGGGUUUGGCUCUGUGGAUAUAGAACAGUUGUGGUCAUCUAACGCAGUGGAUACUUCUGUACCAGAAUCAGAGGCAGCUCCCAUAGAUACUGUUCACAGCACUGUACCAGUAUUAGAGGCAGCUCCUGUGGGUACUCUUGACAGAAAUGUACCAGUAUCGGAGACUGCUCCCGUGGAUACUGCUGACAGUACAGUAUCUGAGGCUGCUCCAGAGCUACUUCCCAAGGAAGUGUCCAAACCAAAGGCUGAAGUUGUACAUAAUGAGGCAGAUAGCUCAAGCUCUACGACAAAGAAGCAUGACAUGCGCAAAAGGCACAUAACUGUUCAGUCGCAGAAGAGGAAAAGAUGGGACAGUACCAGUGAAGACACUGAUGCUAACAAAUAUUCCUCCUCAUCAAAAAGAAGUAAAAGGAAUACACAUAGGAGAAGCAGCCGCAGGAAAUCUCCUGAUCGACGCGAAACUGUGAGCAGUUCAAGGAAAGGUGAAAGGGCUAGACGGACAUCUGAGUCCAGUGUGGCAAAAUCUGACACCCCUUCACGCCGCAUUGUUAGUGGUGUUAAAGGUGGAUCCCUGCAGAUUACCAUUUUACGAGACACUAAAUCUCAAGAAAUGCAAGUGAAAGAAGAAGAAGCAAUCUUACGUGAAACACAAAAAAUUGAAGAAAGAAAUCCAUUAGCUGACGUGGAGUACAGUGACCUCGAAGACAUCAGUCCAGGGAGACUCAGUUCAGACGACGAAAGUCCAGCCACCCCACCCACCCCAGAGACGGCAAUUCCAGCCAUGGACUUCACUCAUCCAAGCCUGGGAUUCUGGGCUGCACCACUUAAAACAAACGAACCAACUGUGAGUGGCUCUGCUGUUGUUGAAGAGCACCAGGUGUCUGGUAAAGAAAUCUUGGCCCCACUAACUCAUUCAUCUCAUCUGGAAGAGUGUCCUGUUGAUAUUGAACCAAGUCAAGUGCGAUAUCCCCUGGGAGAAGUAAAAUUCUAUGAGGACGAACCAUUUAUUGGGCAGUCAUCUUGGCCAGCUGAAGGCUUCUUCUGCCAAACUACGACCUCUGAAGAACGUGACUUGGUGAGUCAAAGAGUGGAGAAAGACCCCUUUCUGCUAGAUGACAGUGUUGGUCACUAUCUCUCACGUUCCUCACAAGAGAGUGAGGAGGACAUUACAAGGUACACUCAAGAGUUUCCUCAGUCUGAAGUGUUCGAGUAUGGACAUGGGGUAAGAGAUCAUUUGCAAGCACAGGAAAAGCUAUAUAGGAGCAGUGGCCAUGCGCAGUCCAGAGGAAUUCAGAAGGAAGUCAAGCACCGCUCAACAAACCGAGAAACCAGAUAUCCUUGGAAGACUCGCGAAGAAAGCAAACAUAGUCAGGUGCCAUCAGCAGGCGGAGAAGGACUCACGUCAGCAAGUCAAAGCGCUACUGGAAAAAAUAUUGGCUGUGAUGAGGAAUCUUCCAAGCACGCUGCAAAAAGGAACAAAGUCGUUAAAGAAGCACAUAGCACCAGUGGCAAUGAACCGGUCGGAGAUGAUAUGAGGGAUUGGAAAAUCUAUGUUUUUGCGUGUAUGAAAAAACCUCAAUUUGAAAACUGGAUUCGAAGAAAGAACUUCGCGGCUAAAUUAGCUGGAAAGUGCAGUGUUGUUCUUACUCCAGAGCAGGUCAGGCGGUCUUCAGAGCGUUGGUACCGUCGAGUUAAGAAACAAUUGAGGCGAACAAGUCACAGCUCUAAGCCACAAACAGAGGACUUGGAAACAUCGGACUGUCUUGAGUUUGAUUUUGAUGACAUGGAUGUUGAGAGCAAUUGCGUUAAAGUUCCUUCCGGAAACAAGGAGCAGAGUUGUAGUUCUGUUUCAAAGGAGUUACAACAGUGUGAGAGUGUUAAUAAUGACAAUAUUGAGAGAUGUACUGUACAUAGCACGCGUAUGGAGCACCACGCAUCGCCUGGCACAGAGAGGAGUGAAGUUGUACAUAGGCUCGUAAAUUUUAAUUCAGUUGAUGAUUGCAAUUAUGGCACCAUUGAUAUUGAUAAGAAGGAUGACCUGAUGUGUGAUAAAGAGGUUUCAAUUAUUUUAAAACAAGAUGACAUGGAUGAUGUAUCUACCAGCAACGUUGUAAACGAUGAUGCAAACAGUUCUGUCCUUGGUAGUGUGACAAGUAAAUCGGCAGGAAAGAAUAUCCCUGUCAAAGCAGAGCAGCCAUGUGAUGAUCUUGUAGAAGAUCAAGUGACCCUGUGCGAGGGGGAUGACGUGAGAACAAGCCCAACAAGUGAAGCGAAGGUUGGUUGUAACAAGCAGCAGGAUGACGCGAAAGAGAGUCCUGUGGCAGAGGUGUUAGAGGAAAGCACAGGUCUCCACUCAGAUGGUGAAGGUAACGGAGGUAAAGUUAUAGAUGGAGAAAAUGAAGGCGUACUUGGUCCUGGUUUUGGAGAGGUCAUUGAUGGGCAAGGUGGAUCAUCUCAAGAACAAGGUGUCGCUGCUGAUUUUAAGUCAGUGAGGGAAGCAGAGGUGAUUCAAGUUACACAACACGACCAGGGUAUGGAGGGAACACCAAAGGAAGUAACGGACGCAUCGCUGUUGCAUACCAAGGACACUGUUGCUGAAGAUGCUAAGAUGGAUGUGACUGGAAGCUCGCAAGCAGGAGUUUUGAAAGAGACAGCUGAAGUCAAUGAUGACCAAGAGAGCUGUCAAGAUCCUGCAAGUGUUGCAAGACAAGGCAUCCAAGAUGUGGAAAAUGCCCUUGUCCACACAGAUAGUCGUGAUGCUAAAGAUACAAAGUAUUCUUUGGAAGACGACUCAGUUGGAGAAGGGAACAAAGUAGAAUCUCAAAUGGGUACUGACGACACAGAAGACAAACCUCCAUUUACUGCAACAGCAGAGCCUCAAACUAACAUUGAUGGAAACUUUGAUAAAGCCACUGUUGUGUUGGAACAAGACAAGACUGAUAGCGUUGAUUCGGGGGAGACAAAUACUACUAUGACUAACAGAUCUCUCAUGAUGUCAUCUGCGGUCAGGAGUUUUGCUGAACUCAGUGAACCACAGAGUGGCUCGUUAACUACUAUUGUGUCCACGCCAAAUCAGCCAAAGGUGGUAAACUUACCAGCUCUGCAGAGGCCUUCUUUAAAUGCGGUGACUACACCCAUUGUUCCUGUCACAUCUUGCUUUUCACCCUUUCAACCUUUUCAACAGAAUCUUGUGUGGCCAGUUGUAAGACACACUAGUCCCUUUACCACUGCAGGGAUUGUUCCAGUUCCAGUUCCAGUUCCAGUCUAUGCUCCUACACAUCCACCAGGUAAUUAUGGAUUUGACCCUUCUUGGGUAGACCACCCACUGCAUGCACCCAUCCCAGUUGGGUGUGUUCGCUCGCAUUCGACGUAUGAAGACAUUUGUCCUCCUGGCACUGAAAAAAUCUCUCUGGAACCAAGCAGUGACUCAGCAGAUCUUGUACCAGGGCCAGAGACGCAAGAAGAAGAAACAAGUAACACCAUGGAUGACAAGCAGCUGCCUGGAAGCGUUAUGGAUAAUUCAGUAGUAACUGCUCUAAUGCAGUUUUACUCUGAAAUUGAAGAGGUAGAAGAUAGUGAGAGAAAUGGUGUCAAAGGAGCUGAUGAUACUAUUGAAACAAAUUUUGUACGUAGUCUCCCAAAGCCUGUGGAAGAAUCAACGCAGACGAAAAGUAGCAAAAGCCAUGAGACAACAAGUGACAUGGAGGUUGAAUCUGACCGUGAAGACGGUGAUAAAGAUGUUUCUGAAGAUGUAGAAACGUCAGGAACUGGAGGCGUUGCUAACCCGGGUCGUAAGAGGGCUGAAAGUCUUAAUAGAGCAGGCAAAUUCGAAGGCAAAAACGGGGAGGCAGAGUUCACUGAAACAUCGACCAAGCAAAGCCAAUCAGCAGGUGGUAUGGUUUGUUCUAAAGUGAAUAUAACUCUGGUGGAGAAUCGAGUGAACAGAACAGAAGUAGAGAAUCCUAUGAUGAUGAAUCUGGAAACCACUAACAAUGAAACACAAGCAAAGAAUCCUAAAGUUGAAACUGAAAGAGCACAGGUUAUUAAUACUGGUUUUACUGGGGACAGAACUCGGAUGGAGUAUCCUAACGUUACUAUGAAUGAAUCGCUGGUAGACAAUCCAGACAACUCUAUGGAUAUAACACUUUCAGCGAAACUUGAUACUGAUGAAACAGUGGCAGAGAAUGGAACACUGGUGGAGAAUGCAAAUGCUGCUAUUGACAAAACAAAGGCGGAGAAGGCUAAUGAUCCUAUUGAAACAAUACUGGCUAAGGAACCUGAUGAUGCUACGAAUGAAACUCCGGUAGAUAGUCAGGAUAUUGCUGUGGAUGGAACACAGAUGGAAGAUCCUUACAUUGCCGCGGGUGGAACACAUGCAGAGGAACCUCCUAGUAAAUCAAUACUGGCUGAGGAACCUGAUGUUGUUAUGAAUGAAACUCUGGUGGAUAGUCUUGAUAUCGCUGUGGAUGGAACACAGAUUGAAGAACCUUGCAUUGUCUCGGAUGGAACACACGCAGAGGACCCUGAUGAUGCCAUCAUAGGAGGCUUGAAAGAGGAGCAUCGCGAAACACAUGCAGAGGAACCUGCUGAUGCCAUCAUGGAGGGCUUGGAGGAGGCCCAUCGUGGAACACAUGCAGAGGGACCUGAUGAGGCCAUUAUGGGAGGCUUGGAAGAGGAGCAUCGUGGAACACUUGCAGAGGAACCUGCUGAUGCCAUUAUGGAGGGCGUGGAGGAGGCGCAUCGUGGAACACAUGCAGAGGGACCUGAUGAGGCCAUUAUGGAGGACUUGGAAGAGGAGCAUUCAUUGAGCCCCAUUGAUCCACUCUUCAUGGCAAAUGCUGAGCAAACAAUCUUCAGCUCCAUAGGUGAUCUGACAAACUUGUUAGGACAAUCAUCAACGUUUGAUCGUAUUGCAGAGGAAGCCAUUGCUUCGACUGUGUCAUCCCUAGAGGAUGUCCUUCGUCAAGCACAUAGCAGCUACCUGUACCAUGAGUCCAGCAGCUGCCCAUCUGACAGUGGUGUGUCCGUGGGGGAGGAAGUUUCAGUUCCUUCAAGAUCAUUCAGCAAUAUUCCCAUGUCCACGAUUUCUCCACAGGAUGGUGAUGCAAGCAAAAUAGGUUCUGUGCCUGGGUGGAGUGUAUCGAGCUGCUUGAGUGCAGGUAUGCAACCCCGGGUGGUUACUGCAACAGAUGCUAGAGCAAAUGACAGGAAUGGGACAACUUCUUACAUCAAUACAGAGAAACUUCCCGCACAGAAGAAGAUUAAAAAACCAGCUGGCCACAGGAAGUUCUACUUCUAUGUGUAUUCACCUGAACAUGACAGAGAAUGUGAAGCAGUCAAGAACUACAUGUUAAAAGCAGGAGGAACAUUUGUUGACGUUAAGGACUCUGCGUGUUUGGAGGAGAAUUCCCGAGAGCUGAAAGUGUUCAUCAGACGAAAACACUUACCAGCUGUUCACAGGUAAACAAGCAAACAGACAGACAGACGAACAAAAAACCAAGCAAGCAAACAAACAAACAAAUAAACAAACAAACGAAGAUUAGUUGACUGGCUAGUAUUUCUUGAUCACUUUGUGAAGAAACUCCGUCUUAGGUUAGUUUCUCAACAUUGAGGCAGAUUGUAUAUUCCCCAGUACAUCUGCUUAACUUGAAAUUCAGAUCCUAGUUUGUGAACCAGAUACAAGUGAACGUAUUUGAAACCAAACACAAUCCAUUACCUUUUGGAGAGCAGGGAUGGCACAGUGGUGAGAGUGCUUGCCUCCCACCAAUGUGGCCUGGGUUCGAUUCCAG